UGGACAUGAUUCUUGGACAUGGUGCUUGGCCACACAUGAUGGACGUGGUGCUUGGACGUGGUGCUUGGACAUGGUGCUUGGACAUGGUGCUUGGUGCAGUGCUUGGCCAUACAUGAUGGACAUGGUGCUCAGACGUGGUGCUCGGACACGGUGCAUGGACGUGGUGCUUGGGCAAGGUGCUCUGCUGUGGUCUCAGUCAUGGUGUGUGGACAUGGUGCUUGACCACGGUGCUUGGACAUGAUGUAUGGACGUGGUGGACAUGUUCUCGGACAUGGUGCAUGGACAUGGUGCUCGGGCAUGGUGCUCAGCCAUGCACCAUGGAUGUGGUGCUCAAACAUGAUGUGUGGACAGUGCUUGACCGCAGCGCUUGGACCUGGUGCUCGGACCUGGUGCUUGGACAUGGCGCAUGGAUGUUGGUGCUCGGACAUGCUGGACAUUGGUGCUCGGACAUGGCGAGUGGACGUUGGUGCUCGGCCACGCACCAUGGACGUGGUGCUCAGGUGUAGUGGUGGGUGGACACGGUGCUCAGACGUGGCACACGGACACGGGUGCUCUGCUUGCUGCUUGGACUCGACUCGGUGCUUGGCCACGGUUCCUGGACCCGUGCUCGGCCGUGGUGCUCGGCCACGAUGGGAUUUGACCGCGUGUUGUGGACAUGGUGCUUGAGCGUGGCGCUCCACGGUGGUGCUCGGGCACGUGCGUGGACACGGUGCUCGGACACGGCGUGUGGACACGGUGUGGGCCGUGGGGCUGGGACACGGCGUGUGGACACGGUGGUUGGCCAUGGAGCAUGGGCAUGGUGCUCAGACAUGGAGCAUGGACACGGUGGCUGGGCACAGAACACGGACACGGUGGUUGCCCACGCUGCACAGGCAUGGAGCAUGGACAUGGUGGUUGGGCAUGGAGCAUGGACACGGUGGUUGCCCAGAGCAUGGACACGGUGGUUGCCCAGAGCAUGGACACCAUGGCUGGACACAGAGCAUGGACACGGUGGUUGCCCAGAGCAUGGACACCAUGGCUGGACACAGAGCAUGGACACGGUGGUUGCCCACGCUGCCCGGGCAUGGCACACAGCUCGGUGCUGCUCGGGCACACCCCUGGCACCGCCCGGCCGGGCCCGGUCCUGGCGCUGUUCCUCUUCAGCACCAACCUUGAGCAGCCAACCCCACCCUGCGCUCCUGGUGCUCAGCACCGCGCCAGCCCCAUGUCCAUCCCUGUGGCCAUCACCGUGUCCAUCUCCGUGUCCAUCCCGUGUCCAUCCCUGUGGCCAUCACCAUGUCCAUCCCAUGUCCAUCCCAUGUCCAUCCCUGCAUCCAUCCCCGUGUCCAUCCCUGUGGCCAUCACCAUGUCCAUCCCGUGUCCAUCCCGUGUCCAUCACCGUGUCCAUCACCGUGUCCAUCAUCAUGUCCAUCCCAUGUCCAUCCCUGCAUCCAUCCCUGUGUCCAUCUCUGUGUCCAUCACCGUGUCCAUCAUCAUGUCCAUCCCAUGUCCAUCCCUGCAUCCAUCCCUGUGUCCAUCACCGUGUCCAUCAUCAUGUCCAUCCCAUGUCCAUCCCUGCAUCCAUCACUGUGUCCAUCACCGUGUCCAUCACCGUGUCCAUCCCUGCAUCCAUCCCUGUGUCCAUCUCUGUGUCCAUCACCAUGUCCAUCACCGUGUCCAUCCCUGCGUCCAUCUGUGUGUCCAUCCUGUGUCAUCCCUGUCCAUCCUGUGUCCAUCACCAUGUCCAUCCCGUGUCCAUCCCGUGUCCAUCCCGUGUCCAUCCCGUGUCCAUCCCUGUGUCCAUCCCGUGUCCAGCCCUGCCCAGGCUCCCGCAGCUCCUCGCUCUCUCCGCGCUCCUCCCGCCUCUUUCGUUUCCCCUUCCCGGAUUUUUGGGUUGAUUUUCCUUUUUUUGGCGUUUCUUGGUGCUACUCCCCCCCGCGCCCCCAGCAGAUACCUCAGCCCCAGCCCGGGUGCAGCUCCUCCGGGAUCAGGGAUCCUUUCCCAAAUUCCUGGGAUCCUUUCCCAAAUUUCUGGGAUCCUUCCCCAAUUCCUGGGAUCCUUCCCCAGUUCCUGGGAUCCUUUCCCAAAUAUCUGGGAUCCUUUCCCAAAUUUCUGGGAUCCUUCCCCAAUUCCUGGGAUCCUUCCCUAAUUCCUGGGAUCCUUCCCCCAAUUCCUGGGAUCCUUUCCCAAUUCCUGGGAUCCUUUCCCAAAUAUCUGGGAUCCUUCCCCAGUUCCUGGGAUCCUUUCCCAAAUUUCUGGGAUCCUUUCCCAAAUAUCUGGGAUCCUUCCCCAGUUCCUGGGAUCCUUUCCCAAAUAUCUGGGAUCCUUUCCCAAAUUUCUGGGAUCCUUCCCCAGUUCCUGGGAUCCUUCCCCCAAUUCCUGGGAUCCUUUCCCAAAUUUCCAGGAUCCUUUCCCACAUUCUCGAGAUCCUUUUCCCUCCAUUUCCGAGAUCCUUUCCCGCAUUUCCAGGAUCCUUUCCCGCAUUUCCAGGAUCCUUUCCCGAAUUUCCAGGAUCCUUUCCCGCAUUUCCAGGAUCCUUUCCCGAAUUUCCAGGAUCCUUUUUCCUGAAUUUCUGGGAUCCUUUGGGGCUUUCCUCCUGCCUUGCCCUCCUUUUCCCGUUUCCAGCCGGGUUUUCCCAUUUCUGCGCCUCCUUCAGGGAAUUCCGACCCCGCCGCGAUUUCCCCGCUUGGGUCACGAGGAGGGGCCGUGGGAUCCUUCAUUUGGGAAUCAAAUUGGAUUGAUUUUAUUUUAU
Molecule: messenger RNA, 2731 nt
Organism: Lonchura striata (white-rumped munia)
Lineage: Eukaryota; Metazoa; Chordata; Aves; Passeriformes; Estrildidae
Source: RefSeq, a predicted model, not a curated record